GGGUCAUUUUAUUGAGUAUAAAAGAAAGCAACAUUUCAAUAGGAAGCACAGAAUCGUUCAUAUCAUUGACUGUGACAAGUUAGUUCUUGAACCAUUUGAAAUCGAAGAAAAAACCAUUUGAAAUCGCAAAAUGUGUAACGUCUUACUGAGCGGACCACAAUUGAUUUUUGUUCUCCUGUUAACCUAUUCAAUCCGGAUUCAUUGUUUGGGAGAGCGUGCAAGCGGCAAGGAUGACCAGGAUACCAAUAAGAUAACGUUUUUAAAUGAGCCACUUCAAUUCCCGUCCACUGUGAAUGCUGAAAUGUUGAAUAAAAUUCGAAAAAUUCUAAGCAAGUAUGAAGAUGAAGCUGAACUUCUGGGAAAACAAGCGAAUGAUUGCCGAAACAAAAAUAACAAUUUAAAUUGUCAAUCCAUUUCUGAACAAUUAGAAAUUAUCAAAGAAAAUCUACGCAAGGAAUUGAAUAAUUUAAAAAGCUUGACUUCAGUAACGCUACCGAUUGAAGCCGAACAGCCGAAGAAUUUUAUUGGCAACGGCAUAAUGUUUGAUCGCAUUUUUAAUGUGUUCAGAGACUAUGUUUUGUACAUAAAUUUCGUUUUGAAUUUGAACACAUCAUCAGCAGCAACAAGCGGUGAUGAUUCAGCUGCAUCUACACCCACAGCUCCGGUAUCGCCGAGUACCGAAGAUUAAUGAAAAAAUAAGGUUUUUUUCAUUGCAUAUUCUAAAGAUGUUUGUACUACUUGUUAACGCAUCGGAAUCUCUCUUCAACAAGCACGCCUGGAUAUAUCAAAUUAAAAAAUUAAAAUCAAUAUAAUCUAGAAUUAGUUUGUAUUUUUUCAUUCAAUUUUCAUGUUUUAUAUCUGUACUUAGUUUAAUGCAAAAUUAUAUGCUAUUUAGGUCUCUGCAA
Messenger RNA from Contarinia nasturtii (swede midge), 905 nucleotides. RefSeq lists its product as uncharacterized. The transcript has 4 exons. The record is from RefSeq and is a predicted model, not a curated record. Lineage: Eukaryota; Metazoa; Arthropoda; Insecta; Diptera; Cecidomyiidae. The coding region runs from base 131 to 688 and encodes 185 amino acids.